AUGGCGGCGGGAGCCGAGCGCGGCGCGGCGCUGCCCGCGGAGCCGCCGCCGCUGAGCGCCGAGGAGGUGGCGAGGCGGCUGGCGAGCACCCGCCGCGAGCUGGGCAACCGCCGCAAGAUCCUGCUGCGGAACCUGCCGGCCGAGAGCAGCAGCCAGGAAAUCCACGACUUGUUUAAAGAUUAUGAAAUCAAAUAUUGUUACGUGGACAGGAAUAAAAGAACAGCUUUUGUCACCCUGUUAAACGGGGAGCAGGCCCAGAGCGCUAUCCGGAAGUUCCACCAGUAUUCCCUCCGUGGGAAGGAGAUCUCCGUGCAGCUCCAGCCAACGGAUGCUCUGCUGUGCAUCACCAACCUGCCCCUUUCCCUCAGGAUAGAGGAGUUUGAGGAACUGGUGCGUGCCUAUGGCAACGUGGAGAGGUGUUUCCUGGUCUACAGCGAGCUCACCGGCCAUUCCAAGGGCUAUGGAUUCGUGGAAUACAUGAAGAAGGACUCUGCUGCCAAGGCCAGGCUGGAACUCCUGGGCAAGCAGCUGGAGGAGAGCACUCUGUUUGCACAGUGGAUGGAUGUGAACCAGCUGACCACAAACCUUAUUCACUCCAAGUGCCUUUGUGUGGAUAAAUUACAAAAAGACUGCGCUGAUUCGAAAGAACUGAUCCAGGCUUUCUCCCUGAAGUACAAACCUGUCUUCUGCCAGUUUGCCCAGGAUGAGGACGGCGGCAGCGGGGACUUCGCCGUGGUGGAGUACGAGACCGCGGAGCAGGCGGAGAGCGUGCGAGGGGCCAUGGAUGGGGUGACCAUCAACGGCAAGAGGGUGCAGGUGUCCUUCUGUGCCCCUGGAGCACCAGGCAGGAGCACCUUGGCAGCUCUGAUAGCAGCACAAAGGAUGAUGAGGAACAAUAGGAAGGGCUUGCUUCCAGAGCCAAAUCCAGUGCAGAUCAUGAAGAGUUUCAAUAAUCCAGCAAUGCUGCAGAUGCUGCUGCAGCCCCAGUUGCGUGGCCACACUGUUAAACCUGUUCUUGGAGCAUCUGCAGGUUUACCUCACCUCAUAAAUUCAGCAGUGGGCUCACCUUUUUUGCAGCUGAAUAAAGUUCAUCAGAGCUCAAUUCUGGGGAGCACCUCCAACCUGCUGCUGCAGAGCCCUGCUCACCUGCCCCUGCCCCAGCAGCAGCUCCUGAAGAUGGAAAACAUGCAGGCAAACAGUAAACCAGGUUUGCUGGGAGAACCUCCAACAAUGCUCCUGCAGACAGUACUGGGGAUAGGGGUGAUGCCAGCAGUGAGCUCAGGCCUGGCAACACGAGGAGAAGCUCUCAAGUCAGCAGCAGCAGGGAUGGGCAUGCUGCCAUUCUUCCCAAAUCAGCACAUUGUUGGACAAGCUCUUCCCGGGCCAAACAAUGCUCCAGACAAAGCCGCAGCCGAGGCCGUGCCGGGAGCGCAGCCCUUCCCUCAGGCCCUGCCCAGCCUUCCCGCCGGAGCUCUGCGGGCUGGCCACUCCAAACCACCCAGCCAGCUCAAAAACUCCGACUCAAACCUGGGGACUCCCUUGAAGAAACAGACUUCUCUGCUUGGGGAACCCCCAAAAGAAAUUCGGCUGAGCACCAACCCCUACUUGAAUUUGGCAAGUGUUUUGCCUGGCAUCUGUCUGCCAGCAGCAAUUGCCAGCAAAGCCUCCAGUCCUCCACAGCAGACCAGCCUUCCAAACAAUGUCAUGGAUGCUGCUGUGUCUCAGGGAACUGCAUCACAACAUGCAAUGGAAAAUUAUUUCAGUUACUCUCAGCAGCCUGGGGAAUACCCACAGGAGGCUGUCCAGCAGUGGUACCAACAUUAUGCUCAGGCACAUCACUCUACCCAGGCCAGAGUGGAUGGCUUUGAAAAUGAAGCCUCUGAGGAAUCUCCAGGUGGAUCUUUCCCAGACUACAGCACCUGCCUGCAGGUGGUACCUGCCCUUUUGAGUGGAGCCCAGGGAUCCCAGCCGGGCUUGCAGCCUCCUGCAGCAAACGCCUUAAAGAAGGUGGCCCCGAAGCGCAGCUCCUCGUACCUCAUGUCCUCCCCCGAGCCCGGCCCCGUGGAAUUCCCGGCUCCCGGCGGGGCCGUGCGCUACUCGGAAUCCUCCCUCAAGAAGAAGCGCGUGUAUUGAUCCAUUCCCACGGAUUGCUCCAUUCCCAGCCCUGCCCAGGGGAGGGAAGGCAGGUGGGAAUCCCUCUGUAUUUAUUGCUGCCUUAACUUCAGACAAGGAAUUCUUUCUGUGUGGGGUGAGUGUCCCAAGAGGAGCCAGCUCUGUCCCAGCACAUCCAAGGACACAGGACGUGUGUGAUGAAGGUGGUGGCUGCUUUGAUUUGGAGAGGAGGGGACAGUGUUGGCUUUGUCACCUGUGGGCUGAGGGACAGAGCACAGGGACUUGGGGAGCUGGGGCAGCUCCAGCUGAAAGCAAUAAAAACCCGGAGGAAGGAAAGCUGAUCCUUUCUCCAGUCCUCAGCCUGAGGAAGUUAAAAGAGGAAGUCUUGAUAGUAAUUAUUUUGUAUUUUUUUAACUCAGAAUGUGGGUGGUUUUUUUCCAGCUUUCCUUUUUCCAGGAUUAAGAGUUCUGCAUUUACAGCCUUUCAAUUUUUAGUAUUUCUUCUUAAUCCUGGAAUGGAGGGAUACCAAAUGUAUUCCCAGAGCCUCGGUGAUGUUCUCAAUAAAUGGCUGUUCAAAGGGAGAUGCUAUCCUGUGCUGCCUUGGAAUAUUCCCUGGGAUCUGGAGAGCUGAUCCUUGGACAGUGGAAUAACUUUGUCUGUUUUUAGGCUGAGAAUCCACAGCUUUUCCAUGGAGGACACAAUUCCCAGUGUGUGGCUGCAGCAGUGUGAGGCAGCAUCCUCCUUCCACAGGUGUGGGACAGCUCUUCCUGGGCCACCCCACAUAAUUUCCCAGUUUUGAGUGUAUUUUCCCCUUUUUUUUUUUUUAAGACUUUUUGUAUUUUUAGCUUAUUAUCAGCUCUGGCUCAAGUUGUUCUCUUCUGCCAUCAGUCCUUGGAGCUGGAGAUCAGCAGUCCUUCCUUUUGCCAUCACUGUUAUGACAGGUAAAUGAGGAGCCAGCCCUCAUUCCAAGGCUUUCCCCCUUGGAAUCCUGCUGCAAAUCCAUUUGGAUUGGGUUCACCGAGGCCAGGAGCCACCUCCUCCCUUUUCCUUGCUAGAGAACCCUGAAGCCAUUUUUCAAUACUGAUUUUUUUUUUUAAAUUAAAGUCUUAAACUUUGCCUUUCAAGCUUUGGGAUGUGACCAGGAUCCACAUUUACAAAGCUUAAAAAAUCCCAAUCAAAAUCCCUCCUUCCUCAGCUGCUGGAACUGCUUCACAAACAGGAGCCAGGAGCUUUUCUGGGAUUCUGCCUGUAUGUAUUGAUAAAUUCACUUGUAAUAUUUUGUUUCAACUGUUUGUAUAUGCAACUUUCUCAACUUGUUACACUUUUCAAUGAAAAUAAAUUGUUGGUACUUA
Messenger RNA from Corvus hawaiiensis (hawaiian crow), 3464 nucleotides. It is a transcript of the gene RAVER2, whose product is annotated as ribonucleoprotein, PTB binding 2. Gene Ontology annotation, molecular function: RNA binding. The record is from RefSeq and is a predicted model, not a curated record. The transcript has 14 exons. NCBI's taxonomy places the organism in Eukaryota, Metazoa, Chordata, Aves, Passeriformes, Corvidae. Gene Ontology annotation, cellular component: ribonucleoprotein complex. Bases 1 to 2133 code for a protein of 710 amino acids.